AUGAUACAACUUGGAGUUUCCGGAAAUAAACUUACAGGAAUGAUUCUUCCAUCAAACAUUGAACUUCCAAAUCUCGAGGGUCUUUACUUGGAUUUAAAUGAUUUUAGUCGAACAUUUCCCAACUUUAUCACCAACUUGUCCAGGCUCUUCAUUCUAGAUAUUUCAGCCAACUCAUUCUUGGGUUUUAUUCCUAUUACAAUUGGCAAUUUAAGAAAUCUUGAGUGGCUUGUUUUGUCGGAUAAUUUCUUGACAUCUUCUACAACAAAUUUGAGCUUUCUUUCCUCUUUGACAAAUUGCAAGAAUUUAAAACAUCUAGAGCUAAAAGGAAAUCCGCUCAAUGGCAUCCUUCCGAGUUCCAUAGGGAAUCUCUCUACUUCUUUGGAAAAUGUUUACAUGAAUGAUUGUAAUAGUAGUGACAACAUUCCCAAAGAAAUCAAAAACUUAAACAACUUGAUGGAUAUACUGUUACAAAACAAUGAAUUGAUUGGGCCUAUCCUAGUUACACUUGGUGGGCUACAACAACUCCAGGGUUUGAACCUUGGAAAUAAUAAAUUAGAAGGAUCCAUCCUGGAUCAUCUUUGUCAUUUGAAUCAAUUAGUUGACUUGCAACUAUAUGGUAACAAGAUUUAUGGAUCCAUACCUGAAUGUUUGGUUGCCUUGCUUCUUACAUUUGUGUUGAUCAAAGGCCUAAAAAAUCCCACAAAGUCAUCUACCAAUGCUUAUAUGUUACCACAAGAAACAUGGAGGAGAAUUUCUCAACACGAACAAGUGAGAGCAACAGAUGGAUUUAGUGAGAAUAACCUGCUUGGUGGAGGAAGUUAUGGUUCAGUUUACAAAGGAAGAUUAGAUGAUGGGAUGAAGCUUGCAGUAAAGGUAUUCCACUUGCAUCUUGAAAGAGCAUUGACGAGUUUUGAAGUUGAAUGUGAAGUAAUGAGUCAUAUUCGUCAUCGAAAUCUUGUCAAAAUCAUCAGCUGUUGUUCAAAUGAUGAUUUUAAAUCUUUGAUACUGGAGUACAUGCCCAAUGGGAGCUGAAAAUGCUUGUAUUCUGACAACAACGUUUUGGAUAUAUCCCAUAGGUUAACCAUAAUGAUUGAUGUUGCAUCAGCUUUGGAAUAUCUCCAUUUUGGUUAUUCAAAUCCCAUCAUUCAUUGUGACUUAAAGCCUAGCAACGUCUUGCUAGACGAAAAUAUGGUUGCACAUUUAAGUGAUUUUAGCAUCGCAAAGCUCUUAGGCGAAAAAGACUCUAUGACACAAACACAGACCGUUGCCACCAUUGGUUAUAUGGCACCAAAUAAUUAUUUUUAA
This is a messenger RNA of Pistacia vera, 1305 nucleotides long. RefSeq names its product receptor kinase-like protein Xa21. Gene Ontology annotation, biological process: protein phosphorylation. The record is from RefSeq and is a predicted model, not a curated record. Lineage: Eukaryota; Viridiplantae; Streptophyta; Magnoliopsida; Sapindales; Anacardiaceae. Gene Ontology annotation, molecular function: protein kinase activity; ATP binding; protein binding.